Anolis sagrei ordinatus is the source of this 1233-nucleotide messenger RNA. It is a transcript of the gene NCS1, whose product is annotated as neuronal calcium sensor 1. Lineage: Eukaryota; Metazoa; Chordata; Lepidosauria; Squamata; Anolidae. The record is from RefSeq and is a predicted model, not a curated record. Gene Ontology annotation, molecular function: calcium sensitive guanylate cyclase activator activity; calcium ion binding.
UUUAUGACCUGCUUGAAUUAUUAUUAUUAUUAUUAUUUUGGAAUCCAUCAAGUCUCUUCCAAAGCCGUUGUGACAAGACAUUGACUCUUCUGACCUGCUAUUGACACUAAAGCAAGGAAAGCAACACGACAACAUUGACGAUCUGCUAAAAUUAAUGUUUUGCAUCCAUCGCUGCUGCUGCAAAAAAAAAGACGGUCUGCAAUCGCUCCUUGCUAUUGACACCGAGCAAGAAAACCAUCUGGAUCGGAUGCUUUCCAGCCAUCAAGGCUGUUGACACUCAAAUACAUAGAUAUAUAUAUAUAUUGCAUAUUGCUCUGAUUUGAUACGUAUUUUGUUUGUUUGCGCCACAAAGGACAAAUCUCCUGCCGUUCUGGGUCUGGCUCCGAGACAGCCUGCCAACCCAUUGACAUCGAGCAAGACGACAAAACCAAACCCGAAAUUGAUGCGCUGCUAAAUUCUCCGGGCCGCGAUGGGGAAAUCCAACAGCAAGUUGAAGCCCGAAGUGGUGGAGGAGCUGACCCGCAAAACCUAUUUUACGGAGAAGGAAGUCCAGCAAUGGUACAAAGGCUUCAUCAAGGACUGUCCCAGCGGCCAGCUGGACGCGGCCGGCUUCCAGAAGAUCUACAAGCAGUUCUUCCCUUUCGGGGACCCCACCAAGUUCGCCACCUUCGUCUUCAACGUCUUCGACGAAAACAAAGACGGGAGGAUCGAGUUCUCCGAGUUCAUCCAGGCCUUGUCCGUCACUUCCCGGGGAACCUUGGACGAGAAGCUGCGCUGGGCCUUCAAGCUCUACGACCUGGACAACGACGGCUACAUCACCCGGAACGAGAUGCUGGACAUCGUGGAUGCCAUUUACCAGAUGGUGGGCAACACGGUGGAGCUCCCCGAAGAAGAAAACACGCCCGAGAAGAGGGUGGACCGGAUUUUUGCCAUGAUGGAUAAAAAUGCGGACGGGAAGCUGACCCUGCAGGAGUUCCAGGAGGGCUCCAAGGCCGACCCCUCCAUUGUGCAGGCGCUCUCGCUCUACGACGGACUCGUAUAAUUGUGCAACGCACACUCACACACCCCUCCGCCAAGAAGCUUUGUGCCAUCCGACCCUCCUUUUUUCUACAUCAGCGAGGGAUCGAACCCAGAAAAGACCCUUUUUUGCGCUUGAUUGAUCAACCAACCAACCAACCAACCAACCCGUCGGUCCGUCUCCGUUUUCGCCAACGUCUGCAUUAUUUUGGGGGG